Messenger RNA from Coniophora puteana RWD-64-598 SS2, 1974 nucleotides. RefSeq lists its product as uncharacterized. The record is from RefSeq and is a predicted model, not a curated record. The transcript has 6 exons. The coding region runs from base 226 to 1974 and encodes 582 amino acids. NCBI's taxonomy places the organism in Eukaryota, Fungi, Basidiomycota, Agaricomycetes, Boletales, Coniophoraceae.
GGACGGUUCAAGACCUCCUUCAUCUCUCCCGGACCCCAACAAGUGGAGAAACUCCGGUCCGUAUUCGCGAGGUUGGUAGACCCACGCGAAGACGCUGACCUCGUUCGACAAUGGGCGGGUGCCGUAUACAAGGACUUGUUGCCAGCGGGAGAGAAGAUCACGGCUAACAACGUACCGUACUCCCCGUACGCCGUGGCGUGCAUCGACGCAGGUAUAGUACCGACAAUGCUGAGCCUUGCACGUCAAGAGUGGCACGGCCCAGAUGUACCGAAGGAGAGGUUCCUUGCUCAAUACUGGGCGUGGAGCGGUCUCUGCAACCUGUUGAAGACGGGAACUGUACCCGAGAGGCGAAGCGUACUGGAAAACCUGAUUGACAACGGAGCAAUGGAGCUGUGCAUGCAGCACUUCCGGCACGAGUUGAGUCUCAUGCGCCACCAGGCCGCCUGUACCAUGCAUACCCUGUCAUUCGCAGGUCUACUAGGGGAAAUGAUUUCUCCUUCAAAAGCUGCUGAGUUCAUCGAGGCUGUCUGCGGUUUUGCACUUCAAGGACCUGCUUAUUUCAUAACUCAGCUAGACGAUCCUGCGAUGAAGUGGCAGAUAAACCUAUUCAUGGAUCCCAAGAAUGAAUCGCCAGAAAAGCUCCAGAUCUUUGCCCCUCAUAUCUAUGCUCAGAGUUCAGAUAGCGCUCUUUAUGGCGCCCAUGAUCUUCUGAACACAUAUCCUCCUAGGCCACGGAAGUUCUGCCUUGAGAUUAUCAGGAGCAAGCCCCAUCUUCUCGACCUUCUCUUCGACUGCGCUAUUCUCGAUAGACCCAAGUGUUACCCAGAAACCCAGGUGAGCAAGACAGCUUGCGAAGUGCUUGCUUUGCUCUUUGAUUGGCCUAUGCACGCGGUUCCUGGCGUGACGUUGCGGGAUAAGACAUCGAAAGAUCUCGAGUGGAAGGCCUUCUCUCAGCUUUCAACAGCCCUGGUCUCUCGUCCAAAAUGGACGGAAAGGCUUAUUGAAGUGUGGAUGCACCUGGAAGAAGAGGGUACAGGCGAUAUUGAAAGCUGGUUUGUUGGCAUGAUGGGCGGGAAUAGUCCUCUUGGAACAGUAUCACGCGUUCGCGCAUCUACACCCCUGGAAGCCCGCGGAGUGUGUCGUGUCGUUACACUGCGUCUCAUAGCCACCCUCACACAUGCUGCAGAACCAUGCGGUAUCUCAAACGCCCAUAUCGAGUCUUUCCUGCAUGUUGCCUAUCAAUGCUGCGUCAAAGCCGGCCCUCCUAUGGAAGAAUGCAAGACUGCAGACGCCAUGAUGCGCUCGAUGGAGUACAAAACGUCGAUCGUUUACAACCUUCCUCAUCCCAUGACACCCAGCGGAGACUCUACCACCGAUACACCGUUCGUGGUGGCUCCUCAGGAAGUCCUCGGCCCGACAACGCUCAUUCGUCUGCUCGUUGUCCUCGCUCAGCGGAAUGCUCUGGACGGAAUACAGACACUAGUAAAAGCGCCUUACGGACUUUCGACUUCGACUUCGCUUCGACACGUUCAGCAGAUUACGCAUCCAGAAGUCAUCACGCGCACGAUCAAGAUUGCGCAGAGGCGCAUCCUUUUGGUCGUUGAAAGGACUCGCAAAGGCUUGAUCGGUCACAUGAAUGCCGAAGAUACGAUUAACUCUGCAUGCAUGCAUUUUGCGACCGCCGCGGAGCUAGCCGCGGCUCUUGUCGCCCUAGAUGUUGCCACCAAGGGCACGUACGCGGCUGAGAUCUGCGGCGCAAGGAAGCGGCUCGUGAUCACCCUAGGUAAUGCCGCAAGAAUGGCACUCACUCUCAAACAAUACCAGCGGGCGCUACAUUACAUCAUGGGCGCUGUUGCCGCGGCGGAAGAUAUCUCCCCGGACGAAGGUCUGGAACUUGAUAUCAUCGAGAAGAACAUACAGAGGCUAGACGAAGCCCGAAGGGGUCUUCGGAACCUUCAAUCUCGCGCCUCAUAA